ACAUUUACUUACACUAUAAUAACACUAUGGACUGUUUUAUUGUUAUUCUAUAUUUUUUUAUAGUUAUAAUUAAUAUUUUUGACGUCAAUUAUUUUGUGCGUACAUAUUUCACAGUGUUAAGUGGUAGAAUAUAUCAAAAGACAAUAUCUUUAAAUGAGGUUACGACCAUUUAUGGUUUUUGUAGUUUUCACGACUGCGAUAUAAGAUUUCAGAAUCUUCGUUUGGCCAGAAUACUUCGCGAGAUAGAUUUUGCGAGAUAUCAUUUUUAUGACCGUACUGGUAUAUAUCGUAAAAGUAGGAGCUUGAAAAUAAAGUCUCUACAAGGUUGUACCCACACAAUAUGCAUGGACCCAGUGAACUUAUUGGCUUUUUAUAAAAUAAAUACAAAGCUUGUUUAUUGGGACGAACGAUCAUUAUUUCUUGAACAUGAAUUGGCGACAAUAUCCGACAACAAAAUACGAUACUCAAUAAUAUCUCGUCAGCAUGCUAUUGGAGAAAACGGGGAAUCUUGUGAAUAUCUUCUGGAAAGCUUGCCUGGCUUCAAUAAAAAACCCAACUGUCCAGACUACAUAAAGAUCUGGCUUCACAGUAUGAAUAUAACAAGCAUUAAAUUAAAUAACAAGAAGAGGGAUAGCAACAUUCAUUGCAUUCAUAGUGAAUAUUGAAGGCAACAGACGAGUCAAGUGGCAGUCACUUACUAAUACUCGUAUUAGACAUAAUAAACAAAUUUAUAUAAAUACAGAGAAGAA
Molecule: messenger RNA, 749 nt
Organism: Achroia grisella
Lineage: Eukaryota; Metazoa; Arthropoda; Insecta; Lepidoptera; Pyralidae
Product: protein THEM6-like
Exons: 4
Coding region: 27-665 (212 amino acids)
Source: RefSeq, a predicted model, not a curated record